AUGUAUCUCCCUGAAAUCAGAGUCAUUCAAUUGGACUCCCCUAUAGAAAGCCUGGUUUGGACUAUUCGCCACCUUCGCAGAGGAGAAGCCUUUCCCAAGUCCCACGAAGAGGUAUCUAUCAAAAAGAUCACCAAAGAAGCAUACUUCAGGGCAGUGCGUAUUUGGGAAUUCAUGGCACCGUUCUUUGCUUCCAGGGGCUACCGUCUACACACGAAAGAUACGAAAUCGGACUACAUGUUUCCUGCUCCGCUUCCCAAACACCCAGAGACAACAUAUCCAUUUGCCCGACUUGUUCAUAAUAAACAUGACCGUUUCUUCUGGGGCUCUCCCACCAUAUGGGGUGCGCGAGAUCAAUUUGGAAGGGACGUGGUGAUAAAAAUGAUUUCUGAUCUGUCUUGUCCAUCACAAGAGCUACGGGCCUUGCAAAGGUUGAAUUCCAAAAACCUUCGCUCCGACCCUUAUAACCACUCCAUUCCCGUACUGGAUUUCUUAACAUUUGAUAAUCUGGUUUUUGUGGUUAUGCCCAGAUGGGAAGAUGCCUUCACCGCUGAAUUCGAGAUAGUGAUAGAAUUAAUGGAAAUCACUAAAGCCUUUCUUGAAAUGUUCGUCCUUCUUCACAAGAACAAAAUUGUGCAUUUGGAUUUUCUCUGCCAGAAUACGUCGAUGAACGUGAUCUUAGACGAUUAUGAAUUAUUAAAGACGAAAGGCUUGCGACGUCCUGGAGAAGUCAAAUAUGCACUCAUCGAUUUUGGAAACGCUGUGGUAUACCCCGAGGACACUGUAAUCAAAAACGUUGUUGCGACUCGCCCUCUCAACUAUUGGCUGCGCAGCCUCCCAGAGAUAGAAGGUCCAUACAAUCCAUUCAAAGCCGAUAUCGCCUUCUUGGGAUCACAGAUGGAAUACAAAGUCAGGCAUAUCGAAAAUAUUAUUCCUGAAAUUGGCCCAUUUUUUGACAAUUUAAAGGGUAUGAUGGACGACACACAAUUUACGGCGCUUCAGGCGUUGUCCCGUUUUCUGGAAAUCUACGAAAGCUUAACACCAGAACAGCUUCAAACACCUUUGGUGACCAAAGCCUGGAAAAAUGGUGAGCACCCGGUGGUUUCCUUGUUUCCUCAGUAUUUCUGA
This is a messenger RNA of Psilocybe cubensis, 1125 nucleotides long. RefSeq lists its product as uncharacterized. The coding region runs from base 1 to 1125 and encodes 374 amino acids. The record is from RefSeq and is a predicted model, not a curated record. NCBI's taxonomy places the organism in Eukaryota, Fungi, Basidiomycota, Agaricomycetes, Agaricales, Agrocybaceae. The transcript is spliced from 6 exons.